This is a messenger RNA of Tupaia belangeri chinensis (Chinese tree shrew), 1394 nucleotides long. RefSeq names its product Cbp/p300 interacting transactivator with ED-rich tail 2 (gene CITED2). The record is from RefSeq and is a predicted model, not a curated record. Gene Ontology annotation, molecular function: transcription coactivator activity. NCBI's taxonomy places the organism in Eukaryota, Metazoa, Chordata, Mammalia, Scandentia, Tupaiidae. Gene Ontology annotation, cellular component: nucleus. Gene Ontology annotation, biological process: left/right pattern formation; sex determination; regulation of DNA-templated transcription.
GCCCUAAGAAACACAGCUCAUUGUUGGCAGCUGCCGGGCGGUCCUGCCGAGCUGUGAGGGCAGCAGAGGGGAAAUAAAAGGGAACGGCUCCGAAUCUGCCCCAGCGGCCGCUGCGAGACCUCGGCGCCGACAUCGCGACAGCUAGCGCCCUGCACGCCAGGAAGGCCCCCUCUAUGUGCUGCUGAGCCGGUCCUGGACCCGACGAUCCCGCCCUCGAUCUUCGGAGCUGCAAACGCAAAGACGGAAGGACUGGAAAUGGCAGACCAUAUGAUGGCCAUGAACCACGGGCGCUUCCCCGACGGCACCAAUGGGCUGCAUCACCACCCUGCCCACCGCAUGGGCAUGGGGCAGUUCCCGAGCCCUCAUCACCACCAGCAGCAGCAGCCCCAACAUGCCUUCAACGCCCUGAUGGGCGAGCACAUACACUACGGCGCGGGCAACAUGAAUGCCACGAGCGGCAUCAGGCACGCGAUGGGGCCGGGGACUGUGAACGGAGGGCACCCUCCGAGCGCGCUAGCCCCCGCGGCCAGGUUUAACAACUCCCAGUUCAUGGGCCCCUCGGUGGCCAGCCCGUGAGGCUCCCUGCCGGCCAGCAUGCAGCUGCAGAAGCUCAACAAUCAGUAUUUCAACCAUCACCCCUACUCCCACAACCACUACAUGCCGGAUUUGCACCCUGCUGCAGGCCACCAGAUGAACGGGACAAACCAGCACUUCCGAGAUUGCAACCCCAAGCAUAGCGGCGGAGUAGCAACAUGCCCGCCUCCGUGGCCCACGUCCCUGCUGCAAUGCUGCCGCCCAAUGUCAUAGACACUGAUUUCAUCGACGAGGAAGUGCUUAUGUCCUUAGUGAUAGAAAUGGGUUUGGACCGCAUCAAGGAGCUGCCCGAACUCUGGCUGGGGCAAAACGAGUUUGAUUUUAUGACGGACUUCGUGUGCAAACAGCAGCCCAGCAGAGUAAGCUGUUGACUUGAUGGAAACCCCGGCGAGAGAAAUCAAACCCCCAACUUCUUCGGUGUGAAUUAAAAAACAUUCCCUUAGACACAGUAUCUCACUUUUCAGAUCUUGAAAGGUUUGAGAACUUGGAAACAAAGUAAACUAAAAACUUGUACAAAUUGGUUUUAAAAAAAAAAAUUGCUGCCACUUUUUUUUUUUCCUGUUUUUGUUUCGUUUUUGUAGCCUUGACAUUCACCUCCCUUAUGUAGUUGAAAUAUCUAGCUAACUUGGUCUUUUUUGUUGUUUGUUUUUACUCCUUAUUUCCUCACUUUCUCCAGUGCUCAACUGUUAGAUAUUAAUCUUGGCAAACUGCUUAAUCUUGUGGAUUUUGUAGAUGGUUUCAAAUGACUGAACUGCAUUCAGAUUUACGAGUGAAAGGAAAAAUUGCAUUAGUUGGUUGCA